AUGACUCUUUCAACCUCGACUUCUGGCGCCGGCGUGGGCCCACUCACAUCCGCUUAUCUGUUCGGUGCAACUGUGAACCUUGGAAAAGCGCUUACUCCAAUUCCACUACUGGAAGGUGGAAAGCGGAUUGUCGAGCCCAUCACUGGCGGCACCAUCUACGGCCCGGGCUUCAACGCCACCAUUGACGGAGGAGUCGCUGCUCCGGUGGUUGUCACAAACAAUGGAACCACCACCCAGAUUCCGUACAUUUACGCAUAUGGGCAUGCAGAUGAUGGAUCUCCCUUUUACAUUGAGGAAAUGGGAAUCGGUUCUACAGCCACCCAAAACACCCGUUUGAUUAUUCAAGUCAGCGGCAAGUACGCAGAGCUACAGAAUCUUUACAUUAUUGGACAGCCAUCUGUGAACGAGGAAAGGACGGUCGGACAGGUAGAAUGCUGGAGCGUACCAUUGCCUUAA
This is a messenger RNA of Penicillium verrucosum, 456 nucleotides long. RefSeq lists its product as uncharacterized. The transcript is spliced from 2 exons. The record is from RefSeq and is a predicted model, not a curated record. The coding region runs from base 1 to 456 and encodes 151 amino acids. Lineage: Eukaryota; Fungi; Ascomycota; Eurotiomycetes; Eurotiales; Aspergillaceae.